This is a messenger RNA of Saprolegnia parasitica CBS 223.65, 402 nucleotides long. RefSeq lists its product as hypothetical. The coding region runs from base 1 to 402 and encodes 133 amino acids. Lineage: Eukaryota; Oomycota; Saprolegniomycetes; Saprolegniales; Saprolegniaceae. The record is from RefSeq and is a predicted model, not a curated record. The transcript has a single exon.
AUGCUGCAGGAAGACGACUUAUCCACGCGCGAGAUCCUGUAUGACAUUGAGGACGCCCGGCGACACGACCCAGCGGACCCCAAAUUUCAGAAGCGGCUCUUUGAACGGCAACGCAAGCGCGAGUACCGCAAGCAAACGCCGCACGAACUUCGGUACCUCACGCAGCGCGUGGCCGAGCUCAAGGCGCAAAUCGAUAUGAUCUUAAAUGAGCGUGCGGUGCAGCGGUCUGCCUUGUCCUGGAAAGACGUCGCGGCGGUCUUUGCGGCGCAGGUCGACGAGGCGAUUGCCGAGAACAAGUCCCUUCGCCGCCAAAUCGACGAGCUUACUCUUAUCCGCGACGAGCUCCAGCACUACAUUCUACCAGCCACGAGUUCAACAGAAGCUUUUGAUGCGCUUGAGUAA